Racocetra persica is the source of this 447-nucleotide messenger RNA. The record is from the annotation of a GenBank genome assembly. Lineage: Eukaryota; Fungi; Glomeromycota; Glomeromycetes; Diversisporales; Gigasporaceae.
GCUGAACUAUCACUUUUUCUUGAAAAUAUUGAAAAUAACCUCUUAAUAUGGCAUGAAAGUGUUAUUGACCCUGCUCAAAAUGAUAGUAUUUUAGAAUAUAACUUAAACAAAUUGGUUACAGAAAAAUGUUAUCCUUUAGUAGAACAUGAAAAUAACCUCAUGAUAUGGUAUAAAGAUGUUAUCAACUCUAUUCAAAAUAGUAAAUUGGUUAUGGAAAGUUUUUUUGUUGAAAAUUCUACAGAAUAUAAUCAUUUAGUAGAACAAGACAAUAGCCUCAUGAUAGAAUAUGAAAGUGCUCAGAAUGGUAAUACGAUAGGGAAUGAUAGAAUUUAUACAAAAGAACAGGUUGACAGCCAAAGUUCUGAUAUAGAAUAUUCUCAAGAAAGUAUAGGAUUAGAAAAUGCUGCUUAUAUUAGUGUUGGUAAUAUCUUUUUUCGUGGGAAAUAG